AUCCAGCCCCUGACCAGUUGCCAGGGGACUUGCCCAGACUGGUACCCCAGGCAUUGACACACGCAGGUAAAACUCAGACCUGUCCCAACCUGAACAGAUUUCCCUCUAGGUAAAUAACCGAGCAGGCUUUCAUAGAAUCCUCUUCCUCCUCUGCUUCCUCCUUCUCCUCCUCCUCCCGCAGAGCUGGUUGGUGAGAGGGGGGUCUGUCCUGCUCCAUCACCACAUUUGGGGACACUGUCCCCCACCAAUGCUGGGUCAGGGAAAGGUUCAGGGUUGGUGCUGUUGACAGUGUCUGGAGGGUCCCACCAAAUCCAGCUCCGUGGGGCAUUGGGAUCCACCUGCUAAGGGCACAGCAGAACCCCAGGCACAGGGAGUGGUGCAAGCCAAAGCCGAGAAUUACAAAAAUUACAAACCAAGAGGACAAAAUCCGCCUGGGGUGCUGCAGCGGCUCUAUAAACGCAGCCCGAGCGCGGCUGGCACGGGCUGUCCCCGAGCGGUGCCGCUGCCGAGGAUGUGGCUGUACGUGGUGGCUUCGCUGCUGGGGCUGUUCCUGCUGCGGCGCUGGCACCGGGAGCGGCAGACGGUGCCGCGGCUCUCGGAGAAGCACGUGCUGAUCACAGGAUGCGACAGCGGCUUCGGGUCGCUGCUGGCGCGGCAGCUGGACGCGCGCGGGCUGCGGGUGCUCGCCGCCUGCCUGACCGAGGCCGGCGCCGCGCAGCUGCGGGCGGCCACCUCCAACCGGCUGCAGACCGUCCUGCUGGACGUCACCUCCAGCAAGAGCAUCGCCGAUGUCACCGCCUGGGUCCGCGAGCGUGUGGGUGAUCAAGGGCUCUGGGGGCUGGUGAACAACGCGGGGAUCCUCAUCCCCACGGCCCCGAACGAGUGGCUGAGCAAGGAGGACUUUGUCAAGGUGCUGAAUGUCAACCUGGUGGGGCUGGUGGAGGUGACGCUGAGCCUGCUGCCGCUGCUGCGGCGGGCGCGGGGCCGCGUGGUCAAUGUGGCCAGCGUGAUGGGCCGCGUGUCCUGCUUCGGAGGCGGCUACUGCAUCUCCAAGUACGGCGUGGAAGCUUUCUCUGACAGCCUCAGGCGGGAGCUGCGUCCCUUCGGGGUGCGGGUCUCCAUCAUCGAACCUGGAGGGUUCCAGACGGGAAUUAUCGACCCCGCACCGCUGGUGAAGGGCUUCGUUGGCCUCUGGGAGCGGCUCCCGGCAGAAGCCCAGGCAGCCUACGGCCGCCACUACGUGGACAAAUACGCCAGGAUCACCACCCUGCUGCAGCGCCUGAGCAGCUCCCGCCUGUCGCAUGUCACCGAUGCCAUGACACACGCGCUGCUGUCCCGCUGCCCCCGCAGCCGCUACGCCGCGGGCUGGGACGCCCGGCUCGUCUUCGUGCCCCUCAGCUACUGCCCGGCCUGGCUGUCUGACACCAUCAUCGGCCUCUUCCUGCCCGUCCCGGCCGGCGGGAUCCCCUGACCACGGGGCGUCUCACGCCCUUGAGAAUGUGCUCAAUAAAAGCAAUGCUGGGGCGAUGCUGGGACUCGGA
Molecule: messenger RNA, 1541 nt
Organism: Oenanthe melanoleuca
Lineage: Eukaryota; Metazoa; Chordata; Aves; Passeriformes; Muscicapidae
Product: retinol dehydrogenase 16-like
Exons: 4
Coding region: 512-1471 (319 amino acids)
Molecular function (GO): oxidoreductase activity
Source: RefSeq, a predicted model, not a curated record